AUGAAGAACUAUAAAGAAGUAGCGGAUAACGUUUCUUGUUGUCCAUCUUGCGGUCAUUCUUUUGGCGCAUUAGUCAAAAAAAAUCAAAAUGACAGUGCUAAUAGAAUCGUAAAUACGGCGAACAAGAUUACAUAUACAAAAACGGAAUCAAA
Molecule: messenger RNA, 152 nt
Organism: Acaulospora morrowiae
Lineage: Eukaryota; Fungi; Glomeromycota; Glomeromycetes; Diversisporales; Acaulosporaceae
Source: the annotation of a GenBank genome assembly